AUGCGGACGUCGAAACAUCUUGACAUUUCACAAGCUUCAAGCUGGAAGAUCCGCGACGUCGAAGCCCUGAGAUCUCCAAGAACCGCGAUCAUGGGUGCCUUCCCCGGAAUGGAGCAGUAUCUGUGGAUGGUUGUGGCGGGAGCCUUUGUGGCUUUCGGGUUCGGGUGGGGAACUGGGUCCAAUGAUGUGGCCAACGCUUUCGGAACUUCAGUCGGUGCCAAGACCCUGUCCCUGCGCCAGGCUGUCAUCAUUGCCUCCAUCUUUGAGUUCGGUGGAGCUCUGCUCUUGGGUCGUGUCUCCACCAACACCAUCGCGGGAGGUAUUGCCGAUAUCAACUCUUUCCUGGAGGACCCCGAGGUGUAUGCGUACGGCAUGAUCUGCGCCCUGCUCGUCGGUACCGUCUGGCAGGGACUGGCCUCCAAGAUUGGAGUCAACGUCUCUGCCACGCACUCUAUCAUUGGAGGAAUUGUCGGAUUCGCCCUCGUCUGGGGGGGCAGCGACGCUGUCAUCUGGGCCCAGAAGGCCGCCCCCGGGGAGGUUGCUUUCCCCCCCUACAAGGGUGUCAUCUCUAUUAUCCUCGCCUGGUUCAUUGCCCCCCUUCUCACUGGAUCCGUUGCCGCGAUUCUGUUCGGCACCCUCCGCUUCCUGGUUCUGCGGAGGGCCAACGCCUAUAACCUGGCCUUCUUCGUGUUCCCCCCUCUCGUGCUCAUCACCACAUGGGUCAACAUGUACUUCAUCUUCACCAAGGGUGCCAAGAAGGCUCUGAGCACCGGCGACGAAAGCUGGACCGACACAAAGGCCGUCUGGGUCGCUGCAUGCAUCGCAGCGGGCGCUGCCGUUCUCAUGGCUCUGGCCACGCCUCUCCUCAAGAAGCGGGCCGACUCCCAGUUCGAUAUUGAGGGCAAGCGCAUCCCAACGGCCGCCCAGCAGAAGGAGAUGGACGACAUCGAGUCCCCCAAGAAGAUCGGCGAGGAGGCCCCUGAAGGCCACCAGUCCGUCCUCGGAAAGGCCAAGACGGCCGCGCUCUACGGAACCAGCUACAACAUCCACGCGAUCAUCGAUACCGACGCCGCAGUGCACAAGAUCCACGCCGGGGCGGAGGUCUUCGAGGAGCGCGUCGAGUUCGCCUUCGGGUAUCUGCAGGUCUUCUCCGCCAUCUGCGUCAUCUUCGCUCACGGCGCCGGUGAGGUCGGUUACAUGGUUGGGCCUCUAACCACCAUCUGGGACGUGUAUCAAAAGGGUUUCCUCGCCAAGAAGGUCGACCCCCCUUUCUGGGUCGUCAUCAUCGGUGCCUCCGGUCUGGUUGUCGGUCUCGCCACCUACGGGUACAACGUCACCAGGACCAUGGGAGUGCAGCUCGCCAAGAUCACCCCCGCCCGCGGCUUCUGCGCUGAGCUCGCUACCGCCGGAACCAUCAUGUUCGCUGCCCAGUACGGUCUCCCCACCUCCUCCAGCCAGUGCAUCACUGGUGCCAUCGUCGGUGUUGCUCUGCUCGAGGGUGCCAAGGGUGUCAACUGGAAGAUCUUUUUGACCCAGUUCGUCUCCUGGGUGCUAACCCUGGUCGCCGUGGGUGGCUUCGUUGCCCUCAUCUUCGCUCAGGGCAUUUACGCCCCGUCCCGCCAGGCCCUGACCCAGCAACACCAGUACGAGGUCCGCGUCAGCAACCUGACAACAAACUUGUACAAGGACUUCAACUCAUCUCUGUACAAUUACCGCGCCGGUGCCACCGCGGGGGCCCUCCCCACGCUUUCCGCCGCCCAAUGGUCGACUUUCAACUCGAGCGUUGCUAAGGCGUCUUCCACCGCCAAGGGUCUGGUCGACCUCAAGAAGAGGCAGACUGUCGAUGCCGGUGACAUCUUGACGAACCUGUACAAGGCCAUCGCGCUGUACCAGCAGAACACCGUGUUUACCCUGGGUCAGGCCACCGUUUUCAACGGCUCAACCGGUUGCAAUGCCGCCUCCAGCGCAAACUCCGCCGCUCUGUGCGCUGCGCCCAAGCUGUUGCCUACCGCGUAUCAAACCCGGUUCCCUUAGGUUUAGACACGGGAACAUUUAACAAGACGCGCGGGCUUCCGAAAGAUUUGGAUUACAGACUUGGUCCUCCGCAAUACUCCCCUCGCUGCAACCCCCCUCUCUCCUCUCAUAUAGACCAAGCCCCCCUGAAGGGGUUUGGUAUAUAUAUAUAUAUAUGCGUUCCUUGGAUUUCCGGAGCAGACUGUAAGAGAUUGUAAAGUAGCAAUGAUUAAUCUCUUUGUCAUCUAGUUAUCUCUUUUCAAUUCAUGAAGGCAGGUGUGACUAUGCCAGAUCUUCAAUGCACGGGAAUCUAUGUGCUUACUUCGUCCAUGAGAUGAUAGGACAAUCAAAUGAUGUUUGGUGUGCCUCUCAGUGCCGGGUGAAGAUUCAGCAGGUUCUUAGUAGACAUGUCCCAUUCGAUCAGGAGUGAGGUAGCAUCUCAUGUAUUGCCAUGUCGCUAGAAAUCAGCUGUUAGAGAGUGCUUGUUAACUCAGGAUAGAAACAUUUUUUGAUGAAGCCCGAACUCCGAAAUUGCUUGUUUCUGCGCCAUGGGCCCGGGUGUCUAAGCGUGUACAUAAAGAAAUGACCAUAGAAUCGGAUCUUGUAAGGUAUAUGGUCAAAUCAUUGAACGUAGCCAAGAAUUCCCACAAAGGGCAAUUGUAAACCUG
Klebsormidium nitens is the source of this 2681-nucleotide messenger RNA. NCBI's taxonomy places the organism in Eukaryota, Viridiplantae, Streptophyta, Klebsormidiophyceae, Klebsormidiales, Klebsormidiaceae. The record is from the annotation of a GenBank genome assembly.